Molecule: messenger RNA, 1912 nt
Organism: Homarus americanus (American lobster)
Lineage: Eukaryota; Metazoa; Arthropoda; Malacostraca; Decapoda; Nephropidae
Product: extensin-2-like
Source: RefSeq, a predicted model, not a curated record
AUGGAUUGGCCUCGGUACACUACAAUUUACCCAGACAAGAGCGAGCCUAAACAUAGACAUCUGGUGCCUGAAAUACUGCCUCUGGGAUCAUACUCCGCGCACCUUACUACCACAAAGGGAACGAGAGUGAACAUUAUCGACAUCUACCUACUCAGUUGUGCCUUUGGACGUUCAUGCUGUGCCUCAGUUUUGGGUGAGUGCAGGUGUGUGGGAGUGUUGCAGCCUUUGGAGAGUAUAACGGCUGAACAAAUGUCUCGUAUAGUGUUGGCACUCGCCCUGGUGGCUCUGGUCCGCGGCGACGCUGAAGCCGACCCUGACUACCCAGCAGCGCGUCCCCCAACCAGCUAUGGCGCCCCCCCAGCCCCAAGCUAUGGCGCCCCCCCAGCUCCAAGCUAUGGCCCUCCCCCUGCCCCCAGCUACGGACCUCCCCCUGCCCCCAGCUACGGACCUCCCCCUGCCCCAAGCUACGGACCUCCACCCAAGCCUAAGAACACGUGUCCUAAGAAAUGCUACGAAAAGACUGUGUACACCACCAUCACUAAUACGGCCAAGGAACACCACACCUCCUGGAACACCAAGAACCAGUACGUGCCUACAACCCUCUACAAGUACAUGACGGAGACGCUCUACUACCCUACCACCGUCGUCCAGUACGAGUUCGUGACCCAACCUCUACCAGACCAAGUGAUUUACGAGACCAAGGUGGCGUACAACACGGACAGGAUCGAGGAAGCUCACAUCACGACGGUGCAGGAGAUGAUGCCCGGUACCCACUACUACAUGAAGACGCUGACGGAGAGCAACUACUGUACUAACACUGUCCAGGUUCCUUAUUACGUAACGGUGACGGAACACGUGUACAAGACAGUCCAGGAACCCCAUUACGUCACGGAGACCAUGGAACAUAACUACGUCACCGUGACGGAAGAUGAACCUCACUACGUCACCAAGACCGACCUCAAGACCGAACAGCAACACAUGUACGUGACGGUAACAGAGACCAAACACGGCUACCACACCAUCACCCAGACCAAGACCGAGCCGCAUUAUACCACCGUGUGUAACUACGGCAGCGGUGGUUACUGUUCCUCCUCCUAACAACGUAUGGUACCCACCCCUCCCCAAGAAGACCACCAUCACACCUGCAUAUAUUAAUCGCACACCGUCUACGGUUAACUAACUUUAAGCUUUAGAUACUUCUCUUAGUUUAUAUUCCUCAGUAUUUACACAAGUGAUAUCAAAUUAUAGGGCGGCAACCCUAUAUUUGUAUUAUGUUUUAUUGUUGUAUUGUUGACUGUUAGGUCAGUCUCCCGCGGGCGGCGGACUUACAGCAGAUGUCGGGCUUAAAAGACGUCUGUAAAACAAAGGUUAUUUUUAUAAGACUGUGACAUUAAUGGGCUAAUGUCACACCAUAUCAACAAAUGUCAAUAUUUUUAGAAGUCUGUGUCAUUGCUGGUCUAAUGUCACUCCAUAUCAAUGUGUCUAUAUGUUUGUUUUAUAAGACUGUGUCAUUACCAGGAUAAUGUCACUACUUGUAUCUACAAAUGUCAAUGUUAACUUUCAUAUUAGUUUGUCGUCGACUCAACUGUGGGCAGUCUUUUUUUUUUUAUCUCUCGCUCAACUAUAUUUUGUAAUAUAUUUCACAUAUUGCCUACUGUUGACUCGGACGCCCCACCUACACGUAUAAGUUCACAAUUUUAGUUUAUUAGAUAAAUGUUAUAGUCCAUUAUGACGUAGCACACUAUUGUUACCCCCAACCUCCUCCCUCCGUUAACCAUUGUUCUCACCUGUAGUGUUUACGUCUCACGCCACCUACUUGUGUAUAUCUACAAGUCUUUCAGGAUAAUGUGUUUACCCUUAAGGACCAUUAUAUGUAUAUUCCAUCCGAGAAAUAAAAGUGUUUUUUUUUUAA